Molecule: messenger RNA, 1638 nt
Organism: Didymosphaeria variabile
Lineage: Eukaryota; Fungi; Ascomycota; Dothideomycetes; Pleosporales; Didymosphaeriaceae
Gene: GUA1
Product: GMP synthase (glutamine-hydrolyzing)
Exons: 2
Coding region: 1-1638 (545 amino acids)
Biological process (GO): GMP biosynthetic process
Cellular component (GO): cytosol
Molecular function (GO): GMP synthase (glutamine-hydrolyzing) activity; GMP synthase activity; ATP binding
Source: RefSeq, a predicted model, not a curated record
AUGGCGACCGACGCAAGCGACCCGAUUCCCCCGCACAAGACCUUCGACACCAUUCUGGUGCUUGAUUUCGGCUCCCAGUACUCGCACCUUAUUACCCGUCGUCUUCGCGAGCUCAAUGUCUACUCUGAGAUGCUCCCGUGCACCCAGAAGAUCGCUGAUCUUGGCUGGACUCCCAAAGGUGUGAUCCUAUCGGGAGGCCCAUACUCGGUUUACUGGGACGACGCGCCCCACGUUGACCCCGCCGUAUUCGAACUCAAUGUGCCAAUCUUGGGCAUAUGCUAUGGAUUGCAAGAGAUGGCGUGGACCUUUGACAACAAGAACGUGCUCGCGGGUGAAAAGAGGGAAUAUGGUCACGCGUACCUGAAGGUCGAAAGGCACGGAGAUGGCGAGGCGGGAGGGCAUGUGGACAAGCUGUUCGCGGAUUGGGAGGAUAACACGGAAGUGUGGAUGAGCCACGGCGACAAGCUUGGCCACCUACCUGAGGAAUUCAUCACGAUCGCUACCACAAGCAACGCGCCAUUCGCGGGUAUCGGCCACAAGAGCAAGAAGUAUUACGGCAUCCAGUUCCAUCCCGAGGUUACACACACGCCCAAGGGCAAGGUCUUGCUGAAGAACUUCGCCGUUGACAUCUGCGAAGCCCAGACAAACUGGACGAUGAGCAAGUUCGUCGAUCAGGAGAUUGAGAGGAUCAGGAAGCUGGUCGGCCCCAAGGGUCAGGUCAUUGGCGCUGUUAGCGGUGGUGUCGACUCUACUGUCGCUGCGAAGUUGAUGAAGGAAGCCAUUGGCGACCGCUUCCACGCCGUGCUUGUCGACAACGGCGUCCUCCGUUUGAACGAGGCCAAGAUUGUCAAGGAGACACUUACAGCUGGCUUGGGUAUCAACCUCACCGUCAUUGAUGCCUCUGAGCGAUUCCUCGGUCGUCUCGCAGGCGUUAAGGACGACCCUGAGAAGAAGCGCAAGAUCAUUGGCAACACCUUCAUCGAAAUUUUCCAAGAGGAAGCGAAGAAGAUCGCCGCGGAAGCACACGAAACUUCUGAAGCCGGCGAGAUUGAGUGGCUACUCCAGGGCACCCUCUAUCCUGAUGUCAUCGAGAGUAUUUCCUUCAAGGGCCCUUCCGCGACUAUCAAGACCCACCACAACGUCGGUGGCCUUCCAAAGGAUAUGAACCUCAAGCUCAUCGAGCCACUCCGUGAGCUCUUCAAGGACGAGGUUCGCGAGCUAGGCAUGAACUUGGGCAUACCUGAGGACCUCGUCUGGCGUCACCCCUUCCCAGGACCUGGCAUUGCUAUUCGCAUCCUUGGCGAGGUCACGCCUGAGCAAGUUCGCAUUGCCCGUGAGGCAGACAACAUCUUCAUCGAAGAAAUCAAGGCGGCUGGCUUGUACAGGAACAUCAGCCAGGCAUUCGCCGCUUUGUUGCCAGUCAAGGCUGUGGGUGUCAUGGGUGACAAACGAGUGCACGAUCAGGUCAUUGCGCUGCGCGCAGUCGAGACCACCGAUUUCAUGACGGCGGAUUGGUAUCCGUUUGAUGGGGCUUUCUUGAAGAAAGUUUCCAGGAGGAUUGUAAACGAGGUCAACGGUGUCUGCCGUGUGGUGUAUGAUAUCACUAGCAAGCCUCCUGGUACCAUUGAGAUGGAGUAA